Molecule: messenger RNA, 675 nt
Organism: Plenodomus lingam JN3
Lineage: Eukaryota; Fungi; Ascomycota; Dothideomycetes; Pleosporales; Leptosphaeriaceae
Source: RefSeq, a predicted model, not a curated record
AUGCCAUCUGAUCUAGAGGCUCGCGCUGUGGUACCUCAUGACUCUCUGAACCCAAUUCGCAGCCGUAUCCAAGGAGGAGCCAUUGGUCGUGCCAUCACCAUGUUCCAGCCUCUGUUACACCGCGCUCACGGUUGCGAAGUUUACACCGCCGUUGACGAUAGCGGAAAUAUCAGUGGAGGUCUUCAGGACUCUGGCAAUGUUAGAGGUGGAUGCCGUGAUACAAGCAAGGGCCAGACCUACGUUCGAGCAGCCUGGCACAGGGGUAAGUUCGCUAUUAUGUACGCAUGGUACUGGCCCAAGGACCAUCCAGCCUCUGGAAGACUCGUAGGUGGCCACCGUCACGACUGGGAGAGUGUCGUCGUCUGGCUUGACAACCCGGCAAACCCCCAACCCCGUCUUCUCGGUGCCGCUGCAUCGGCUCAUGGAAAUUACAAGCGCAACUCGAACCCCAACAAGCAGGGAAAUAAUGUGAAAGUGGAGAUAUUUAUCAAAAGUCCCGACAACCACGCCCUGCAGUUUACGAACACGGUGGGUCGCACCUUUUGGAUCAACGACUGGGAUACUAUGCCCAACGCUGCGAAGCACGCUCUAGGAAACGCAAGAUCGUUCGGUGAGGCAAAUGUGCCUUUCAGACCCGAUAACUUCUUUAGGAACCUAGACGAAGCCUUCCUCUAG